CAGAAACUCAAGUUGGAAAGAAAUGAUAAGACUGAGAUGAAAGUACAUAAAGAAUUAUCUACAGAAUAUCAGAUGAUGAAAAGAUUAGAUAUACGGAGAUACGUUGUAAUUAAAACUCGUAAUUCAACAAAAAUGGAUAAGAAAUUAAUUACAAAUUAA
Molecule: messenger RNA, 159 nt
Organism: Racocetra fulgida
Lineage: Eukaryota; Fungi; Glomeromycota; Glomeromycetes; Diversisporales; Gigasporaceae
Source: the annotation of a GenBank genome assembly